Rubroshorea leprosula is the source of this 669-nucleotide messenger RNA. Lineage: Eukaryota; Viridiplantae; Streptophyta; Magnoliopsida; Malvales; Dipterocarpaceae. The record is from the annotation of a GenBank genome assembly.
GGGCAGGAUAAAUACCUCUGAACACAAGCAACUAAAGUUGGCUAGGAGUUUAACUCGUGGUAUUAUUGACAGGGAUCUUAAGCCGAGCUCUAAUGAACGGAAGAUAAUCCAAAGAAUUUUAAAAUAUCCACCAACAAGGGCUUUGAGUGGAGAUGAGAGACAGUUGCUUUGGAAAUUUUGCUUCUCAUUGAUGUCUGAGAAGAGGGCACUAACAAAGUUUCUAAGAUGUGUUGAAUGGAGUGAUGUUCAGGAAGCAAAGCAGGCAAUCGAACUGAUGGGCAAGUGGGAAAUGAUUGAUGUGUGUGAUGCAUUGGAGCUUCUAUCACCACUAUUUGGAAGUGAAGAGGUAGGCCUAAGUAAGAUUAGGAUGGCUUAAAAUUGUCAAUUUCCCUUUCUUGGAACUCAGUAUGCUGUCACAGUGAUCUAGGCUAUUGUAUUGUAGCCUUAUCACUCACUAGGCUUAAUGGCAUGGAGAAGCUUAUAUUGUAAGGCUGGAUGAACUUUUGGAACUGGAAAGAGUUGAAUUCAAUUAUCCAUAGAGUAUCACAUCAACAGUUUAUCUAGAUUUGUAGAUAAUCUACAAUCUUAUUUAUAACUGAUUAAUGCUUAAUUCUCAAUCACUCUUGACAGGUUUGUGCUUAUACUGUCCAAUAAAUAAGAUGUUUGAUU